Messenger RNA from Cylindrotheca closterium, 1794 nucleotides. Lineage: Eukaryota; Bacillariophyta; Bacillariophyceae; Bacillariales; Bacillariaceae. The record is from the annotation of a GenBank genome assembly.
AUGACUCUCUUCAUCACAAAGAACAUUCAACUGUGCUUUUAUGGCAUAUUUCUCUUGUGGGUUGCCAUCUCAACAAGUCUUCAAUCGACAUGGCAACACAUAAGUGGAUCAUCAUCAUCAUCAUCAUCAAACGGAGACAUUCCGAUGCUACCAGAUCUUAACUUUGUCCAGGAUGAUGGUGGUGAAUUUCGGGUUCUGCCAACCGACAAGGUGAUGAUACAAGAUUGGUCCCAAGACUGGGACAAUAGUCCGAUUGUGAUUGAAGAAUACAAGCUUUUGUUUUUCACUGUUCCAAAAGUGUCCUGUACCUUGUGGAAGCAGCUAUUUCGAAGAAUAAACGGCUUUGAUGACUGGAAAAGUCAAGACUACAAAAAGUAUCUUCCGCAUAAUCCGAAGUACAAUGGAUUGACCUAUCUCAAUCAACUCAAUAGUUCCUAUGCGACACAAAUCUUUGAGGACCCAACUUGGACCAAAGCUAUCUUUGUACGAGAUCCCAAAGAACGCUUCUUGAGUGCCUUUCUAGACAAGGCAGUCAGUAAUGACGGAGUCUUUGUGCGGGACAAGUGUUGUGCCAAGACACCCGAACUGCGGGCGACCUGUCGUGGAGAUGAGUCGUGUCAAAAGUGCGUCUCGGAUGCCCUCACCAUACCUGGAUUCCUCAAGACGAUUGAAGGCUGUCACGAGGCACACUGGGAUUCCAUGUACGAUCGAUUGGAGCCAAAAUAUUGGAAGUACAUCAACUUUGUAGGACGGAUGGACUUUUUGGAUCGAGAUGGAAGACGGCUGCUUCAGCAAAUUGGUGCCUACGACAUCUAUGGUAGCAACGGAUGGGGGAAAUUUUCCAACAGUAGCAUGUUUGAUCAAGUGACUAAAACAGGGCAGUCUCAUACGACUGACUCCAACUCCAAGGUCUGGCAGUACUAUACACCUGAGACGGAACGCAUGGUCGAAGCACACUACGAGAAUGACUAUCGAUUAUUCCAAUUUCCGAGAACCCUGCUGACCAAGGAUUAUUCCACCUAUUUUGUUCAGCCAAAAGAUUCCGUAUGGAAUCAUGGAGAUUGGGACCAAUCUCCCAUUGUGGUAGAAAAGUACAAGUUGAUUUUCUUUACGACACCAAGAAUAGGGGCAUCUGUAUGGAAGAAAGCAUUUCGAAGAAUGGAGGGGUUUGACAAUUGGCAGGCCACGACGGCAGCACUUCCGCAUGACCCGAGUCAAAACGGAUUGAAGUAUUUGUAUAGCUAUGGUAUCGAAAAGGCGAGUGAAAUGAUGUCAAGCAAGGAGUGGACGAAAGCAAUCUUCCUUCGAAAUCCAAAGGACCGACUCAUGUCUGUGUACAAUCAGUACAAGAAGGAACCUCAUCAACUGAAGCAAUUGUGUUGUCCUGACGACGAUGGAUGCGAGCGAGCCACACAGAGUCUUCCGCGGUUUCUAAACAAGAUGCAAGAAUGUCAAGCGAGCCAUUGGAAUCCACAAACGCUUCGGAUGGAAGAGAAGUAUUGGGAACAAAUUAACUUUGUGGGUCACUUGGAAAAUGCAGCGUAUGACGCCAAGCUACUAUUGAAACGGAUUGGUGCAUGGGAAGACAUUGGGAGCAGUGGAUGGGGGUCAGAUGGAAAGGGCCAAAUAUUCACACCUUCAGGUAGAGAAUUUGAUUCCAUCCUAUCCGUCAUGUCCGAAUACACCCCUUCGGUGGAUCGGUUGGUGGAAUCAUACUACGAGAUGGACUAUCGAAACCAACGGUUCAAGUUUCCUCCAGUUCCGCACGUUUUGCUCGCUGGGAAGAAAUCAUAA